CAAUUACUAGUACUAGUACUAUAUACCAAAUAUUAACGUUGUAUUUCCUGUUCAGUGUCUUCUCAGGUAAGUUCAUCUUGUCUUUACAGAAAAACCCUUUUGAUUUCACACUGUAAUUUUAUUCUUCAUUGAUUACUUACACGUUAUAUACGUGUAUUCAUUUACGUAAAUACAGGUCAGGCAGUAUAUAAUUAUAAGUAAUAAAGUUUUAGACACAAAUGGCGGUGUCGUUUUAUUGGACUGUGUCAAAUGAUUAUAACAGAAGCACAUUCGGAUCAUAUUAAAAAGAAUAUACUUUUUUUCAGCCAACUGUUCUUCAACUUAUAGUCUUGGCGGUUAUUGGUUCUGAACUAUGAUUUCUUUUCUAUUUUAUAUUUCUUUUUUUGGUUUUCUUGAUUUGGGACCCUAAUCAGCUCAACACUGAAUUUUGAGCUGGGUUCAGUUUCUGAUACCAUUUUAUUACUGUUUUUUUCGUUUGAUUUGCUGGGUAUUCAGCAAAUUUUGUGUAUUGUUGUAGUGUAUGUGUAUCCCCUUUUAGUUUUCUUCUUCUUUUUGUCUGUCUUUUUUCCAACAAAGACAGAUUCUUUUCUUGAUCUGUCUUUGAAUUUUGAUCAAUUAUUGUUCUUUGAUCCUUUUCUUGAAAAUUCAAAUAAGCCGGGGACAAUAAAAAUUGGGGAAACUAUUAAAAAUUGGAUCUUUGUGGGAAAUAUUUGGAAAUUAAUGGAUGUGAUGAGUGAAAUGUAGCAAUUAAGCUUAAAAAUUUACAAUCUUGAUGAAUUGGGGUUGUGAUUUGUGAUGUGGCAAUAAGACUGUGUUAAGUGGAAGCUUUGGCAGAUAUUCGUAUUAUUUUUAAAAAUGAAUACUAUGGGGAGGAUAGGUAGCUACAUUGGGAGAGGAGUAAGUAGUGUUUCUGGGACUUUCCAUCCAUUUGGUGGUGCUGUAGAUAUCAUAGUGGUGGAGCAACCAGAUGGUAGUUUUAAAUCCUCUCCUUGGUAUGUUCGGUUUGGGAAGUUUCAAGGGGUUUUGAAGGCGAAAGAAAAGGUGGUUCAUACAACUGUCAAUGGCGUUGAAGCGGGAUUUCAUAUGUAUUUAGAUAAUAGAGGACAAGCUUUCUUUCUAAAGGAGUUGGAUAUAGAAGAUGGAGGAGACUCUUUAUUUUCUUCUUCAUCCUCGGGUGAGGAUACUGAUGGGCAAACGAGUAGUAAGCCGCCAACAAAAUCAAAGAGUUGCAAUUAUGAUGCUGUUGACUCUAUUUCAGUUACUCAGAUUAAUGUGAGCGGUGAGGAUGUCUUGGUGAGGGCUAAUUCCCGAAAACCUGGGAUUUUAGGCAGGGUUUUUGGGAGGAAGUCGAUGAAGAGUUACAGGCCUCUCGAGGAAGACACUAAUGCCAGUGUUAUCAGGGCAGACUCGUUGGAGUGUGCUGAAAUGGCAGCUGAUCUCUUAGAAAUGAAGUGGUCUACUAAUCUGACCCCCAAGAGGUACAGUAGAGACUACGCUACACGAAUUUCUGCCGAAGAUACGUCACAGGGUGUUAAAGAUGAGUACUUGCAAAUUAAUGACACAAAAAGUGAUAUGAGUUUUCCGUCACAUGAUAACAAGUUAGACAAUCUUGAUUUCCGUGAGUCUGCUCGUGAGAAGGAUGAUGGUAAUCAACUGAUCUUUCAGGCUCUAGAGAAGUCUGUCAAGAAAUCUAGUAAACAUGUGUUAUUUUCAGCAUCUGAGAAUGCUGCAAGAGUGUCAACUGUUGUCCAAGGUGGCGAACAUUAUAGUGGUGAAGAAAGCUUAAAGAGUUCUUAUGACGGUGGUGACCUAGGCAUAGUUAAUGCUGAUCAUGAUGCCAAGGGUAUUACAUUUAUAUCUGAGGUUUCAAAUUCCAGUUCACAAGUUGUGAACUCCGCUGAGCUUGAGAGACACGAUUCUUUUGCAACUAACCAUCUUUCAGAGGAGGAAAAUGAAACUGCUGCGGUCCAAUCUUUUUCCUAUUGUGAAACUGAAGAGAACUCAACAGCAGUGCUAGAUGUUUCAAUUGAACAAGUUACUCAAAACUUGUGUGCUUCUCGUGAUCUAGAAGCUUGUAUGCAUCCCCAAACGCUUCUCGGUGUGAAUGAUUUAAUGGCAGUGGGGAACUCUCAACCAGAAGAGGAUUUAUUAGUUGAAAAGGAUUCUUCAAAUGUUCAAGGAUUUGAAAAAAAUGAAAACUGUUUCAAGGAUUUAACCAACAAAAUCUGUGCAAACUCAACCACUCAUUUUUUAGUCUGUGAGAGUGGCUCAUUGAAUAGCUCUGCUGCGGAAGCAGAUUUUGGGUGGAUUUUGCCUAUGUCUUCUUCAGAAGCUCUUGGUGAUCCUCAUGAAUCUAGCGGCAGUUUGGUCCCACUUACUGUUCCUUCAUCAGAAAGCUUGGAGGAACAGCAGCUUCUCUUUGGUGACAUUGAUGGUUGUGGUGACACGGUUGCCAGAUACGCAGAGUCCAUUUCUUUAGAUUAUAAGGAAAAAGACUAUCUAGUCCCAAAGAAUGAGCCUGGUCCUGCUCUGGAAAAGUCUAUCCAACGUGAUCCGCCAUUUGUUGCAGAUGGAAGAAAACUCAAAACUGUAUCAAGCAACGUUGACAUUCCUGUAGUAGUUCAGGAUAACGAAGUUAUGCGGAUGAGCAGAUCUCUACCCAAUAUGUGGUCUCCUGAUAAUGAUAUGCCUUCUAACCCCGAUGACCUAAACUCAUCAAUUGUACUACAGACAACAGAAGUUGCUGAGGUCGCAGAGGAGGUGCAAAAUAUUUCAGCCACUCCAAAAAUUGAAAGAGAUGCCAGAUCCAAUAAUUUAUCGAGUGGGAACUGGAGAUCAUGGUCUUUUUCUUAUAAGAGAUCAAAAAGCCAGAAAAGUUCUGGCUCAUCCGUGGAUGAAGAUGUAAACUCUGAUGCUAAAAGUAUUUCAAAUAACACAGGUGGUGUCAGAGAAAAAGAUGUGCCCAGGUCAAGGAUUUCUAAGAAGAAAAUAAUGUUAACCACUCCAACAUCUGAACAGCUGGCCACUUUGAAUCUGAAGGAAGGAAAGAAUAUAGUUGUAUUCACGUUUUCGACUGCGAUGCUGGGAACACAGCAGGUUGAUGCACGUAUAUAUUUGUGGAGAUGGGACUCAAAGAUUGUUAUAUCUGAUGUUGAUGGAACAAUUACUAGAUCUGAUGUUCUAGGGCAGUUCAUGCCUUUGGUUGGGAUGGACUGGUCACAGACAGGCGUUGCACAUCUUUUUUCGGCUAUCAAGGAGAAUGGAUAUCAUUUGCUUUUCCUAAGUGCACGUGCUAUUUCACAGGCCUAUCUCACUAGACAAUUCCUGUUUAAACUUAUGCAGAAUGGGAAGGGAUUACCGGAAGGACCAGUUCUUACAUCUCCUGAUGGAAUUUUCCCUUCUCUAUUUCGAGAAGUGGUUAGAAGAGUUCCUCAUGAAUUCAAAAUCGCUUGCUUAGAGGAUGUAAAAGCAUUGUUCCCUCCUGAUAGGAAUCCCUUUCCCUUCUAUGCUGGUUUUGGAAACAGACUCACGGAUGAGAUCAGCUACCUCAAGGUUGGAAUACCUAAAGGGAAAAUCUUUACCAUCAAUCCAAAGGGUCAAAUUGUUGUAAAUCGCCACAUAGAUACAAAAUCAUAUACCUCUCUUCAUUGUCUUGUCAAUGGCAUGUUUCCAGCCAUGUCCUCAUGUGAGCAGGAAGAUUUUAAUUCGUGGAAUUUCUGGAGAUUUCCACCUAUUGAUUGAAAAUUAGCAGUCCAUCCUAAACUAUUUUUUAAGAUUCAAGGGUGGUACUCCCACGGCCACGGAAAGAUUCAGCAAAAGGCUAGAGUCAAUACUAUAAAUAGCUAGCAUGUGCUUGACCGAACAUACAGACAAGCUCCUUGUAACUGUAUAUUUUGUACACUCAUCCUGGAGGAAGAAAAUCGUAUACUCAAUUUUCCGAUAUUGUACUCAUCGAUCAUAGGCUUGUCGAUUUGCUUGGACAUAACAUGUAUAUACAUAAUUAUGGGAGGAAAAUACAAACAGGUUCCACGCUUCAGGAUGAGGUGAACUUUGUAAAUUGUUGUAGUAUUAUAUGUUCUUGAGAAGGUGUAGAUUUUGUAGUAGUUCAGUCAUUUAUAUAUACUUUAGCUUAUAAUGAACAGAACUGUUAUAGCAAAGUGUUAUUGAUAUGAAAAGCUGUUUUUAGCCUGUGAUAGUU
Nicotiana tabacum (common tobacco) is the source of this 4198-nucleotide messenger RNA. RefSeq names its product phosphatidate phosphatase PAH2. The record is from RefSeq and is a predicted model, not a curated record. NCBI's taxonomy places the organism in Eukaryota, Viridiplantae, Streptophyta, Magnoliopsida, Solanales, Solanaceae. Gene Ontology annotation, molecular function: phosphatidate phosphatase activity. Gene Ontology annotation, biological process: lipid metabolic process.